GCUCCGCGGCGGCGGCGGGAAGUGAAUGUUGCCUUUUUUCCCGGCAGCCUCCGCGGCGGGUGUUGCUCCUUUUCUGUUUGGUUUUGCGCCAUGGCCUUCACGUUCGCCGCCUUCUGCUACAUGCUGGCGCUGCUCCUCACCGCCGCCCUCAUCUUCUUCGCCAUCUGGCACAUCAUAGCCUUUGACGAACUGAAGACGGACUACAAGAAUCCCAUAGAUCAGUGUAAUACACUCAAUCCCCUCGUACUCCCGGAAUACCUCAUCCAUGCCUUCUUCUGUGUCAUGUUUCUCUGUGCGGCAGAGUGGCUCACCCUGGCUCUCAACGUACCCCUCUUAGCCUAUCACAUUUGGAGGUACAUGAGCCGACCGGUGAUGAGCGGCCCGGGCUUGUAUGACCCCACGACCAUCAUGAAUGCCGACAUCUUAGCCUACUGUCAGAAGGAGGGCUGGUGCAAAUUAGCUUUUUACCUUCUCUCCUUUUUCUACUACCUCUACGGCAUGAUUUACGUUCUGGUGAGCUCCUAAGGAAUCCCCCAGCAGAGCCGGCUCCAGUUAAGUGCAUGCGAGAAGCCGCCAAAUGAGAGGACUCGAUCCCACCAGAUCCCAUUCCCGGGACUAGCCUCUGGAAUCUGACCCCGUUGCUUUAGAGAAAAAGCGACUCCUUCCUGACUUUUAAAAUGCCUCCACCUUUCACACUCGUGGAAAGACGUUUCCGACGUUACACGGGGGUAGGGAAAUUGAAUGGAAUCAAGGAUAAAUGAGUACACGCAAAAAAAUUACCUCUGGUUUGAAGACAGUUUUAAACUUGCACUCCGUAAGGAACAGCCAUAAAAUCCUCUUAGUAACCGUAGUCAGCUGUGUCGUUCCUGGGUCUGUCCCAAGUUUCCGUGUAUGGGGAUUUGUAGCGAUUCAUAUAUAUAUAUUUGUUGGCGGGGGGGGUCGUGUGGAAAUGCUCCCUAAAUGAGAAAUCUGAUUGCUUUGGAAGGACCGUAACCUUGGUAGAUAGACUUAAAGAUAAAACAAUAAAAUCACCCAGGUGUAUCGAUCCCGUAGACGAUUAUAAGGAUCCGUUUGCAAACUUCAGCGUAGUACGUUGUUCUUUCUCCCUGACGUGUGGCCGUUCUAUCCCCAUAUAUUGCAUGGCUGAAAAAUUUCCCAGACACUUACCCAUCUAACGAUUAGACCCGCUUUAAUUCUUCAGCAUAAACGAACGUGGUGCGACUGUAUCCCGAACUGCCCGCGACAGGAGGCAUUUAAAACGAUUAGAAACGCGGGAGAAUUUACGGACCGUCGAUCCGUAAGGAACGGAUCCGUCCACUUGUUUGCACCGGUCCGGCGGCGAAGCUUCUUCGAAGGCACACUGGCAAGUGAUCCCUUAGACUUUCCAAAGCGGAAGACGCGAGAGGCUCUCGGGAACCUGCCUAGCUGUUCUUUAGUGCAAUACAAUAAAAGCGUGAAA
Tachyglossus aculeatus (Australian echidna) is the source of this 1459-nucleotide messenger RNA. RefSeq names its product cornichon family AMPA receptor auxiliary protein 1 (gene CNIH1). Bases 91 to 525 code for a protein of 144 amino acids. The transcript has 5 exons. Gene Ontology annotation, biological process: vesicle-mediated transport. NCBI's taxonomy places the organism in Eukaryota, Metazoa, Chordata, Mammalia, Monotremata, Tachyglossidae. The record is from RefSeq and is a predicted model, not a curated record.